AUGGAGGAGGACACUAGAAUGAAUUUACGGCGCUUUCACCCGACAACGGUUCCACGGGGAAGGUGAUGCACCGCGUGAAAUGAAACGAGUGGCAAUGUGGCAAAAUCUACAUUAAUUGAUUGACACGUCUAUAUGAAGUCAGAAGCCUAACUUGUAGGAUUGGUAUUUAUUUGGGCUUUAUUUUCGCGCUCAGGAUACAGUGCUGCCUUGCUGUGGAUGCUGUAGAAUUGUGUUGUCAUGGCGUCCGAUGCAAGCCACAUGCUGGAGGCUGCGCUGGAGCAGAUGGAUGACAUUAUCGCAGGCUCUAAGGCUGUUGCGGAGCUGACUAACGGCCUGUAUGACCUGGGCUCUCCAGUCAGCUCGGCGCCCCUGCAGGUGCUGCAGCUGGCCGAGGACCUGAGGCUGGCCCUGGAGCUGCAGGCCUGUGACGGGGAGAGGGAGACGCUCCGCUCGCAGCUGCCCUGUGCCACCGCUCACCUCCUCAUCGACUGGCUGCAAAAGGGCUCAAUUAACCUCCAGUCACCACCCAACAAUGAGAGCUGUCAGGAUCGGCUGGAACGCUUAGAGGGUGAUAAACAGUCUUUGGUUCUUCAGGUGAGUGUACUGACAGACCAGGUGGAGGCUCAGGGGGAGAAGAUACGGGACUUGGAGAGCUCACUUGAUGAGCACCACCACAAGCUCAUCUCGACUGAGGAAAUGCUACAGCAGGAGUUGCUGAGCCGGACUUCUUUGGAGACGCAGAAACUGGAUCUGAUGGAUGAGGUUUCCUAUCUGAAACUGAAGAUGGUGGGCAUGGAGGAGGAGCCGCAGAGCCCGGCCAACAGCGACGACAGGCAGCACAAAGCUGAGUCUGUAGUCAAUCUGAUUAGCGAGCUACAGGAGCAGAUGUGUAAGUUUCAGGAGGAGAUCAGUACUCGCAUCCAGGAGAAGCGGGCUCUGGAGGGCCAGGCCCAAGAGGCCCUCAGCCAGAGCCCCAACACAGGCCUGGGUGGCCCUGAUGCCGAGGACGACUGUUGCUGUAGAGGAGACCCCACAGGCCACAGCGCUGCCUUAAUGCAGGAGCUGCGUCUGCUGAAAUAUAAGGUGGACGAGCUGGAGGGGGAGAAGAGCCAGUAUGAGAGGAAGCUGAAGGCCACAAAGACGGAGAUUGCAGAGCUGAAGCGGAUCCUAGCCUCCAAGGACUCUGAGAUCGAGUGCCUGCAGAGCCAGCUGAGGUCCCGCGGAGCGCUGAGCAACGACUUCACUGAGAGAGAGGAAGUGUGCAGGAAAAAGCUAAAAGACAAAUAUCAUGAGCUCCAACACCUGAAAAUGGGAAUGGAUUCCUUGUUAGCUGCCAACGAUGAGAAGGACCGCCACAUUGAGGAGCUCACUGCUCUCUUGGGCCGGUACCACAAGAUGAAGGAUGUGAUGGCUCUCUCUCAAGUGACCAAUGAGAAGCUCCUGUGUGGGAGCAGCGAGGAGGAGCUGAGUGGGAGUCUGAAGAUGAGAGGCCUGACGCACAAAGCUCACUCGGACAUCAUGAGAUCGGAGAUGUCCUCCAGAGGCCCCUCCCCCCUGCUGGUCUCUCCCCUGUGCCUCCAGAAGGACAUGGACUCCAGCUGCCGCAGCUUCCAGCUAGCUAUGGAGUCCACAAUAACCCCUAGCAGCAUUAGCUACCACAAUGGACAGUGGCAAGUAGAUCGGGUACAACCACGGCUCCUGUCCACCAGUCUGGAGGAGCUGCAGAGCCAAUCUGUACACAAGCAUGUUUUGGGUCAGCCAGUAGAGCCUGUUCUGCAGAACCAUCAUGUAGACAGUAAUAAAUACAGGACCCUGCCAGGCAAGCUGCCCCGCCUGCAACAGAAUGGGGAGAGAGAGAAGUACUCCCCACCACGGCAGCUGUCCCCAGCCGACAGCGAGGACAGCCAGUUCAACCUCAACCGCUGCCGAAGUGCCAGCGCUCCAGCUUUAGGCUCAAGGGGAAGACUUGAUCUUUUCGGAGCCGGAAGGACAGAGAGGGCGGAUGAAUCGACGCUGUCUGACCUCUCUCCUCUGUCGUCUGGAAGGGACUCAGGCCAGCAGUCGCCUGUCUCUCCGGAGCACAGGAAAACGCAGAGGGGCAUCAAGAAGCUGUGGGGGAAGAUCCGCAGGUCUCAGUCGGGAAGCCUGCCCGCCGGCGAGUCGGAGUCGGGCGAGUUCCGGAGAGGAGGCAUGAGAGCCACGGCUGGACCUCGACUGGCCACCACAGGACUCGCGGCACGUGACAUGAACAUGCCCUUUUCCAAGUGGAGCCCGGAGCAGGUGUGCAGUUGGCUGGAGGACUUUGGCCUGGGACAGUACAGCAGCCAGACUAGACAGUCUAUCAGCAGCGGGCAGACCCUCCUGUCUGCCAGCACACAGGACAUCGAGAAGGAGACAGGGAUUAAGCAUCCACUGCACAGGAAGAAGCUCCAGUUGGCCCUGCGCACCUUCAGCAACAAGCACACGGAGAAGUCUGCUGAGCUGGAUCACAUCUGGGUCACGCGUUGGCUGGAUGAUAUUGGAUUACCUCAGUACAAAGACCAGUUCAAUGACGCAAGGGUAGACGGCCAAAUGCUGCAAUAUUUGACAGUGAAUGAUCUGCUGUUCCUGAAGGUGACCAGUCAACUCCAUCACCUCAGCAUCAAGUGUGCCAUCCAUGUGCUUCACGUCAACAAGUUCAACCCCAACUGCCUGAAGCGCAGGCCUGGAGAUGAGCAUAACGUAACGCCCUCUGAAGUGGUGCAGUGGUCCAACCACCGUGUAAUGGAGUGGCUCCGCUCAGUGGACCUGGCUGAGUACGCGCCCAACCUGAGGGGCAGUGGAGUCCAUGGAGGCCUCAUAAUCCUGGAGCCGCGCUUCAACUCUGAGACAUUAGCCAUGCUCCUCAACAUCCCGCCACAGAAGACGCUGUUGCGUCGGCACCUGGCCACCAACUUCGGCUCCCUGGUGGGGGGGCAGGCCCAGCAGGAGAAGAGGGAGUUCAUGGAGUCGCCCAACUACACCCCCCUCACCACCACCGCCAAAGUCCGGCCAAGGAAGCUGCCCUUUUCCAACUUCAGUCAGCUGAGGAGGAAGAAGGCGGACGAGACCACGGACUACAUCUGCCCCCUGGAGGCGGCACAGACCCAGGCCCUGGUUAACGGGGCCCACCGGCCCUACAGCGGCUUCAGGGGCCUCAGCCCCAUACUCGACAGGGACCCCGAGAGGGUGCAGGCGCUGGCCACCCGGGGAAGCAUUUUGCAGAUAGAAGCUCUGUCAGAGGGAAUAAACAACCUGACAUACUUGUUAAGCCGCGAUGAGCUACUGCGUGGGAUGCGACGGAGCCAGACAGCUAUAGUGUGAGCAGGACGCUAACGACCGCGGCUAACGAACACCAACAUCCCAUCCAGGGAAGCCUCAUACCUCAGCCUAACCCCAAGAGGCCUUUACCAGCUGUUUACAGCAGUUGCUACUCAACCCCUCCAGUGACCUAACACACCUGAACGUCUUCCACCCCCUCUUACCCAGACUGAGCGCAGCCAACCAGGCAUCAGUCAAUACAGCCCUCCUCCCAAAUCUUUUUUGUUACUUUCUGCACUGUUAGUAUUUAGUAUUUUAUAUUGACCAUUCAGUUGCAGAGGAUAUUUUCUAUUUGUACUGUAAUAUAAACAAAGAGAAGUGAUGUCAAUAAAAACAGACACUGUAUCAUA
This is a messenger RNA of Clupea harengus (Atlantic herring), 3689 nucleotides long. It is a transcript of the gene ppfibp2b, whose product is annotated as PPFIA binding protein 2b. Gene Ontology annotation, biological process: neuromuscular junction development. The record is from RefSeq and is a predicted model, not a curated record. Lineage: Eukaryota; Metazoa; Chordata; Actinopteri; Clupeiformes; Clupeidae. Gene Ontology annotation, cellular component: presynaptic active zone. Gene Ontology annotation, molecular function: protein binding.